Helobdella robusta is the source of this 681-nucleotide messenger RNA. RefSeq lists its product as hypothetical. The record is from RefSeq and is a predicted model, not a curated record. The coding region runs from base 1 to 681 and encodes 226 amino acids. NCBI's taxonomy places the organism in Eukaryota, Metazoa, Annelida, Clitellata, Rhynchobdellida, Glossiphoniidae. The transcript is spliced from 5 exons.
AUGUCUUUGGGCGUCGUAUCACAGAGACUGAAACAGAAAGAUAUUGCUGGGCAAAAAAAAAUUUUACUCGCAGACAUGGUGGCCGGUGCUAUUGAUCUUUACCAGACUCAGGAACUUCCACAAUCCAUCCCUCUAGCUCCGGUCCCCACCUCGUUGGUUUCCUUCGUUUUCUUUCUGUUGUGGCUGUCGUACUCGAUUGAGUUUCCGUCGGUUGCUAAUCGUUUUCGGUUUGGACAAGCAACUCGGUCGACUCGUCGCUACUUCGUGGUGGUGUUUCUGUUGACUCCCCUUUGGAAUCGUCUUCUGCGAUGUCUUCAGGCUCAACCUCCGGCACUUAGAAUGUCAUCAGUUGAUCGGCGAGUUUUCUUGCCUAGUCCGCUCUUUCUCUGCGCCUUUUGGGUUCAUCUAUACAUCCAUGUAGGACAAACGCUGGCGCCAGUUCUGUCAGCAUUUCGCUCAUCGCCGCCCUCGCCACAGAUGGAGGGGACAGCAUGUGGCAUGCAUCAAAUGAUAUAUAUUUUCUGGCCGGUUGUUGGGGACAAGAAACUUGUUUGCAUGUUUGGAAAUGUAAAAGAGCAUCGAAGCAAUCCACAUGCCGAAACCAACUAUUAUGUCCUCAUUCCCAUCUCCAUAGUUAACAUAUCCAAUAAAGCCAUCUUCACAAAUAAACAAUGCGUUUGA